This is a messenger RNA of Bursaphelenchus xylophilus (pine wood nematode), 3269 nucleotides long. Lineage: Eukaryota; Metazoa; Nematoda; Chromadorea; Rhabditida; Aphelenchoididae. The record is from the annotation of a GenBank genome assembly.
AUGACCUUGAAAGUGAAAAUCAACACAUUAUUACGUAAGUGAAGGCUAUUUUUCUCCUUUAUGGGCAAAAAGUAUCAAGAAUAAUAUGAGUUUCCAAAAACAUCAAGUAUAAUAUAAAAUUUCGAAGGUAAACAGUGCAAGUAAAUGUGGGAUGGGUCAUUCCAAGCCUUUCUUACCUUCCAAUCGUAAUUUCUUAUUGUUUCAAUGGAUUUUUACGAGUCUUGGACCUUAUUCACGACAUCCGAUGGUCCCUUUUUUGUUCAUGCCUCUUGCGACAAAUAAAAUGGGAUGGAAGUAACUUCUAUAUUUUUCAUAUAGCUAACACAUUGUAGUUUCAUAUUUUAUAGCGGCAUCUCUUUAUUCUUUGGCUUUCAAGGACAUUUUUGUUGUUUCAUGUUCUCCAUGACUUUUGGAGGGUAGGUCAGGUUUCUUAUCAAUUUUCGAAAUGAAGACGGGCACAGACUAUAAUGAAUAUGAAGUGUAUAAGUCGUGAGUGUCUUGUAGUUAGAUAGAAAAGUGAUUUCAAGUAGUUUACUGGCGAUAUAAUGCCAUAAAUUGACUUUUAUAUUAUUCAUGACCAUAAUGAUGUGGAGUAUAAGGUUUUUGAUGAUUUUUUAGUUUAUAGCCUCUCCAAAUUAUAUCAAAUAUAAACUCUAUUGGGCUUUAACGCUUUGCUGAUUAAUCUACAGCACUUUUUACUUUCGCAAAUUACCUCUAACCACCUUAAUUCCCCAUUUUUUUCCUAACUUUAGUCAUCAAAUUUCAUCAAAUUUCCUGCAAGCUCAAACUCAAUUCCUCUCUCUAAAAAACCACCGAGAAACUUUCAGCAACACUGUUCCUCACAGUCUCGCAGCUCAGUCAGGGUUUACAAUGGAAUUUGAAAGUAAUAUCAAUACAUAUUCGAGUGGGGGCUUCCUUUUCACUCGCGAUCCCGUUUUCGGAGGCGAUUCUUUGAGGGUUUUUUAUUGUUUGAUUCGAAGUUUGACGCUUUUUGUGUACAAAAAAUACUUGGGUUUCAAUUGGCCUUUAUUUGCAGCUUGUUUGAGGGUUUUGGAUGCUUGCAAAAAGGAAAAAUUUACCUUGUACUUGAGGAGCUGAUGGUCAAUUUUUUAUUUUGGAUUUUUUUCUUAUUCAAAAUGACGAUUUUGAUACGAAUGGAUUUUAAAAUGCCUAGUUGUGCAAUUUGUGACAUUUUUAUUUCCAGACUUUAAAAAAUUUGGAUCAAGUACGAUGUUGACAGCGCCGGCGGCCGAACGGAAUAAGGGCCCGAUUUUGGAAGUUAUACAACGAUUCUACCCUCAAAACUUUGUUGGGAAGGUAGGAAAGACUAUGAAAAUACUUAUAGAACAUCUUUUACAUCCACUUUUAAAUUUUUGCGCGCAAAAUUGCCCACUUUUAUAUUGCACUAGGUCAGCACUGUGCGGGUUUUAAAAAUUGCAUGUGGAGAGUGCGAAAUUCAAUUUUUUUGACUCCACAGAAAAAGUCAUCGUAUUUUACAAGUACCUUAAAAUAUCUUUCAGGCCACACUGUUUUUCUUUUGACCUUUAUUUGGCCAAUUUUAUGCUUUGCAUUUUUCCCGCACAGUGCAGUUUUUAUAAAAUCCCUCUGCACUGUGUGAAAUUCAAAUUUUUUAGCUCUAAAAAAGAGUUCUCGUAUUUUACAAGUACCUUAGUAUAUUUUUCAGGCCACACUACGUUUCAUUCCCCUUUUAAUUGGCCAAUUUUUAUGUUACAUUUUCCCGCACAGUGCAGUUUUAAAAAAUUCCUUUGCACAGUGCGAAAUUCAAUUUUUUCGACUGCAGGAAAGAACCUACGUAUUUUACAAGUACUUUAGAAUAUUUUUCAGGCCACGCUAUUUUUCGUUUGGCCUUUAUUUGUUCAAUUUUACGCAUUAAAUUUUCCCGCACAGUGCAGUUUUCAAAAAUUCCUUUGCACAGUGCGAAAUUCAAUUUUUUCGACUCCACGGAAAGAGCCAACGUAUUUUACAAGUACUUUAGAAUAUUUUUCAGGCCACGCUAUUUUUCGUUUGGCCUUUAUUUGUCCAAUUUUAUGCAUUAAAUUUCCCCGCACUGUGCAGUUUUAAAAAAUUCGCUUGCACAGUGCGAAAUUCAAAUUUCCUUCAGGAACCAUAACUCCCGUAUUUUACAAGGCACACUUAGUUAAUCUGAAUACAAUUUCAGGCUCUAGAAAUCGCCUCCGGCACAGGUUCACAUGUUAUUCAUUUCGCUUCCAACUUUCCAAACAUAACAUUCCAGCCCUCCGAAUGCAACCCGAGGAAUCUCCAUUCAAUUGUCGCUCAUGUGGACCAUUUUCGAGUGAGUUUCAAUGUUUUUAACUCUAAAAUACGACUUCUAUGACAAAAAAAAGUUUUCUGCACAGUGCGAAAUUUAAGCCUUUUGUAACUUUUGCUGUUUAUUCCUAAAUGAUGCAAAAUUAUAGCUAGAGAAUGUCCGAGUCCCAUUGUUCAUUGACGUCGCUCAGUCGCCGGAUCGAUGGGCAUUGCCGGCGGAUUUCGGGCCAUCAAGUUUGGACUUGAUGGUCAACGUGAACAUGCUUCAUAUCUCAUCGAAUUCGGCGGUCGAAGGGCUGUUCAGAUCGGCUGAGGGACUCCUAAAGACUGGUAAGAGGGUUGGCUUUUUGAAUUUUUGAUUUAUGACGAUUUUGAAAAUUAAGGUAGGGCGCAGCUCGGAAACUCAAAUUUGGGUGAAUUUCCCAAAAUUUUGGCCAAAAUACACUGUAAAAAUUGGUUUUUAUUGAAUGGUAAUAUUUUACAAGACUAAUGACAGAUUAUUUUCGGUAAAAUACGUCAUCUAUAAAAGAAUCCGUUUUGAUAGGGCGCAGCUCGCGAAAUUUAAAAGUUUAAAAAACGCAUGAAAUUCUUCGAAAUACCAGACUACUGCUUUUACAGAGCUGUAAAAUGCUAUUUUUAAUAUUUUUUAUUUUCAUUUCCGAACCUAGGGCGCAGCUCGCCUCAACAAAAAAUCCCGAUUUUUGGAUUUUUCCGAUUACAAAAGUUCUUUAUUUAUUUUUCGAUACUAUAAUCUCGUUCCAGGUGGUCGUCUCUUCGUCUACGACGCAUUCGGACGCGAAGGCCGCAUAACUCCCGAAUCCAACGUCCGCUUCAACGAGUCGUUGAAGCGCGAGAACCCGGAAUGGGGCCUUCGUUUCAUCGAAGAUCUCAGCGAUCUGGCCCUCCGCCAUUCGCUAAUCUUGACCGAUGUCUUCGAAAUGCCCGCCCACAAUCACACACUUGUUUUCCAGAAGCAAUAA